AUGAGUGUGGAGGCUUUGGGGAGCCCAGUGAUGGAACCAGCUGCACUCUCCAAACGGAACCCGGCGCUGAGAUUAGUUGACUUGGCAGGGGCUCAUCAUCACCAUCACCACCAUCAUCACCACCAUCCCCCACAGAGCGUCACAGGCUUCCCGGGGUUCGCCGGUCACCCCCACUCAAUGGCUCCCUCGCACCCUGGGGAGUAUGCUGCUGAAUCCCGCCUAGGGCCGAGUCCAUUCCGAGCCGAACACAUGGGGCACCAUCAUCCCUCGGCCCUCAAACUCAGCCCUGCCCAUCAUACUCAUCCCCAUCACCGACACCAACAUCAUCAUCAUCAUCACCACCACCACCACCACCACCAUCCUUCUCCUCCUCCUCCUCCACCUCCUCAUUCUAUGGCAGGAGGCCACACUGAGGUGGUCGGUAGUCCAACCGGAGCGUUUGGCCCAGUGCCUUCAACAGCUAUCCCUUACCCUGUCUCCCACCCCGCUCAGGCGCUUACAGCAGGUAGCUAUUCUGGACACCAUGGCCACCACCACCCCGAAGCUGGGCAUCACUCUCUUUUCUCUGGACUCCAUGAGCCGCCUCCCCAGGCCUCCCCAGGUGGCCAUCUGAACGGACAGAUAAGACUGGGGCUACCUGGAGACAUGUACGCCAGGUCCGAGCAUUUCACUCAAGUGCCUGCCUCCAGGACAGAUCCUUUCGCUGCAGCUUCUCUGCAUAACUACGGGGGCAUGAACCUGAACGUGAACCUAGCUCCCCACCACGGCCCCGGAGCCUUCUUUCGCUAUAUGCGGCAGCCCAUCAAGCAGGAGCUCAUCUGUAAGUGGAUCGAGGUGGAGCAAGCGCCCAAAAGACUUUGCAACAAAACUUUCAGCACCAUGCACGAGUUGGUAACUCAUGUCACGGUGGAGCACGUUGGCGGCCCGGAGCAGUCCAAUCACAUCUGCUUCUGGGAAGAGUGUCCGAGAGAGGGGAAACCUUUCAAAGCCAAAUACAAACUUGUAAAUCACAUCCGAGUGCACACGGGGGAAAAGCCCUUCCCCUGUCCUUUCCCGGGGUGUGGGAAAGUGUUUGCUAGAUCAGAAAAUCUCAAAAUACACAAAAGAACUCACACAGGAGAAAAACCAUUCAAAUGUGAAUUUGAAGGCUGUGACAGACGAUUCGCGAACAGCAGCGACAGGAAGAAACACUCUCACGUGCACACCAGCGACAAGCCGUACAACUGCAAAGUGAGAGGCUGUGACAAAUCCUACACGCACCCCAGCUCCUUGAGGAAACACAUGAAAGUGCAUUGCAAGUCUCCUCCUCCGAGCUCGGGUUACGACUCCUCCACCCCUUCCCUGGUGUCACCCUCCUCGGACUCCGGGCGAGACCCCCCCGGCUCGGCUGCAGCCCCUGCGGAGCCGGGCGCCUCGUCGCGGGCGGCGAACCUGAGCGAAUGAGGCGGCGGCGGCUGCGGCGGCAGAGGCGGCGGCAGAGGAGGCGGAGGCGGCGGCGGCCACGGCGGCGGGGGCAGCGGCUGA
This is a messenger RNA of Trichosurus vulpecula (common brushtail), 1524 nucleotides long. It is a transcript of the gene ZIC4, whose product is annotated as Zic family member 4. Gene Ontology annotation, cellular component: nucleus. Gene Ontology annotation, molecular function: DNA-binding transcription factor activity, RNA polymerase II-specific; RNA polymerase II cis-regulatory region sequence-specific DNA binding. The transcript is spliced from 4 exons. NCBI's taxonomy places the organism in Eukaryota, Metazoa, Chordata, Mammalia, Diprotodontia, Phalangeridae. The record is from RefSeq and is a predicted model, not a curated record. Gene Ontology annotation, biological process: regulation of transcription by RNA polymerase II; central nervous system development.